GUAUAGUGCGCACUCAAUGUGUGGCAAAUUUUUCCGGUAAAUGUUUACGUAUAAUGUAGACAUAUAAAGUGCUAUUCAAAAAUGACCAUGUCAGCCAACUUACUGACCUUAAUAUGACCAACUUAUCGGCCGCAUUCGCACUUUUUGACUAUGCAUAUUUAUUAAUGACAUAAAUAUGUUUAUGCACAUACAAAUUAAACUAGCAUGGCCAACUUUCCGUAUCGAGAAAUUCCUUCUUAGUACUAUAUUUUAAUUAAUAACCGUUGUAAUUGAUCUAGGUUAUGCAGCGUAUUGCAACGGAAUUGAAAUGUAUACAUACUUUGGGCGGGCCUUAAGUCAUACCCUAGCUCAAUUUGCCAGCUAUAAGAGCCUGGAUGAGAUCAUUAAAAAGACAACCGCGCGAUUGGAAAGUGAUUUGGCGGUCGUGAGGGGAAUGGAGCCCACGGAUGACAACCAACACAACCCGGAGUUUCAAACGUUUGGCGUCCAAAAGGAUUUGUAUUUUAACCCGGGACUUUAAAUUUUAUGAUCUUAAAUUUGUCUUGAAUAUUAAUUUUAUUUAUAAACAACUAUCUGUAUCUUGAAUCUGAAUCUCAC
Oppiella nova is the source of this 597-nucleotide messenger RNA. Lineage: Eukaryota; Metazoa; Arthropoda; Arachnida; Sarcoptiformes; Oppiidae. The record is from the annotation of a GenBank genome assembly.